GGCUAUGCAGGUUUCUUUUAUCAAAUUCAUCUUUAAAAGGACAUGUGUAGCUUUACUGGAAGAGCCAAACUAAAUGGGCGGGGUGAACGACAACUUGACAAAUGUUAUUAUAAAACUACCAACCAGGGAGGCAGAAAGUCAAGUGGCUCUUCUAGGGUUGAUCCUGCAAACAACGUUACACAGCUUAGCCUACUCCACUCCACUCUGUAAUGAAGUCUCGCUGUGGCAGUAGGUACACCUCUGGAUCUGUAGAUGAACUGAACAGCUGCUGAUCGUCGAGAGAGUGUUGACUGAAAAGUCAGGGUGCUUCUCGUCAUUAGUGUAUCACAGUAGGAGCAAUCUAAAAUGAAAAAAUUAGUCAUCAUGGAAGACGGAAACUUGUCCUCUAACUGUUCCAUCAGCACGUUCAAACACAGUGUCUACCCACCCACCUACCUAGUCAUCUUCCUCCUCGGCCUCACCUUCAACCUCGUCUCCCUCUGCUUCUUCGUCAGCAUCUGGAGGAUUAAGAAAAGGUUUACUCCCGUCAACCUGUACAUGGUCAACCUGCUGGUGUCAGACUUGAUGCUGGUGUGCUCCCUGCCACUCCGAGCCUUCUACUACUUCACGGAAUCUAGCUGGGUGUUUGGAGACAUCGCCUGUCGUGUUAUGUCCUACAUCUUCUACAUCAACAUGUACGGGAGCAUCUACUUCCUCAUGGUGCUGAGUGUGGUUCGUUUCGUGGCAAUCACCCAGCCGUACAGGUAUAUGAGCAUGCAGAAUAGCCGUAAUUCCUGGCUGGUGUGUAUUUUGGUCUGGCUGCUGGUGUCGCUAGCCUCUAUCCCUAUGCUGACUUCAGGGACCGUCAUAGACGCUUCUGGUAGAACCAGGUGCUUGGAGCUCAACCCAGAAUACAAACUCAUUCACAUACGCACACUGAUCAUAGCCAACCAUGCCACUUUACUCCUGGGCUUCAUUGUUCCCUUUGCAGUCAUCUCUAUCUGUUACAUAUUUGUGGUGCGUAGCCUGCUGAAGCUGAGGAAGGUUGAAGGAAGGACAAAAUCCAACAACAAGAAGUCCAUGUCCCUAGUUGUAAUAGUCCUUAGCAUCUUCCUAGUGUGUUUCCUGCCCUACCACGUCAUGCGGACUGUCUUCCUGGAAGCUGAGAUGCAGGUGAGGGAUAAAGGGUAUGGAGAUUCCUGUAGGUACAUAGAGCGUGUACGCAAAGCAGCUGUGAUCACUCUGUGUCUCGCAGCGGGGAACAGCUGCUUGGACCCACUCCUUUAUUUCUUCGUUGGAGAGAACUUCAGGGUUUUCUGUCAGGGUGCUUACAAGGAGAUGGAGGCAAAGUCAUUGGCUAAGACAGAGGGAAAGAGGAAAGGUCCGACAACAGAGCUACGGGAAGGGACACGUCCGACAACAGAGCUACGGGAAGGGACACGUCCGACAACAGAGCUACAGGAAGGGACACGUCCGACAACAGAGCUACGGGAAGGGACACGUCCGACAACAGAGCUACGGGAAGGGACACGUCCGACAACAGAGCUACGGGAAGGGACACGUCCGACAACAGAGCUACGGGGAAGGGACACGUCCGACAACAGAGCUACGGGAAGGGACACGUCCGACAACAGAGCUACGGGAAGGGACACGUCCGACAACAGAGCUACGGGAAGGGACACGUCCGACAACAGAGCUACAGGAACUAAACACUCCAAACAGCUCCAGACCCGAUAGUUAGCCUGGGACAGGUUGCAAGUGAAAUAUGACUUUCUUUGAUGGCUUUGAGAAGAAACUCUAGAGAUGGUCAUUUUCUUUUUCCAUAAAAGACACUGCUGACAACCCUAGAAGGGAAUAUACAGCUAGAUAUAUCAAUACAAAUGAUGUGUCCCACUGUGUAUGUAUCCAGUCACCUCCUCAUUCAUUUUUCUUAAUCUAAUUGUUGUAGGCCUAACAUGUUUACUAUCAGGAUAUUCUAUGACUUGUCCAAUCCUGAACCGUUGCAAUAUACAGGUUAAUAAUUAUUUUAGUCCUGUUCAAACAGCAACUUCUGGAGAAAUCAGACACACCCACCAGACACACCCACCAAGAAAUCAGACACACCCACCAAGGUACAGACCGACAGGAUUGGACAGCUCUGUAGGUUCUGAAUGGAAAGCACCAAUCAGCAUGAAUGAGUGAUAAAGUAGAAGUCAAAUCAAACAUUUACCGUGAAAUGCUUACUUACAAGCCCUUAACUCUUCUUGAACUGUAGUGUUGGUUAAGAAAAUAUUUACCAAGUAGACUAAAAUAAAAAGUUAUAAUAAUAAAAAGUAAACGAGGCUAAAUACAGGGAGCACCGUUACCGAGUCAGUGUGCUGGGGGUACAGGUUAGUUGAGGUAAUUUAUACAUGUAGGUGGGAGUGAAGUGACUAUGCAUAGAUAUUAAACAGCGAGUAGCAGCAGUGUACAAAAAAGGAGGUUGGCAAUUGUAUAAAUUGUUCAGUAGUCUUUGGGCUUGGGGGUAGAAGCGGUUGAGGAGCCUUUUGGUCCUAGACUUGGUGCUCUGGUAUCGCUUGCCGUGCGGUAGCAGAUGGGAGAACAGUCUAUAACAUGGGUGACUGGAGUCUCUGACAAUUGUAUGGGCUUUCCUCUGACACCGCCUAUUAUAUAGGUCCUGGAUGGCAGGAAGCUUGGCCCCAGUGAUGUACUGGGACGUUCGCACUACCCUCUGUAGCGCCUUACGGUCAGAUGCAGAGCAGUUGCCAUACCAGGCAGUGAUGCAACCGGUCAGGAUGCUCUCGAUGGUGCAGCUGUAGAACCGUUUGAGGAUCUGAGGACCCAUGGCAAAUCUUUUCAGGCUGCUGAGGGGGAAAAGGUUUUGUUGUGCCCUCUUCACGACUGUCUUGGUAUGUUUGGACCAUGAUAGUUCAUUGGUGAUGUGUACACCAAGGAACUUGAAACUCUCGACCCGCUGUUCGGUCCACCUUUUUCUGUAGUCCACGAUCAGCCAGCCUCUUGGCGCAUCACUGUUGCCAGGCGUAGUUGUCUUCCAGCUUAUAUUCGUGUGUGCACCCGAGAGUCAGCACCCCAAGGACAGUUCGUUUUAUGCUACAGUUAUUUUCCACUCUACCAGUCCCUCAUGUUCACAUGUCCUUGAGCGGUUUCACAACCAGGCAGUGUGUGUGUGUGUGUAACGCGUGUCGUGUGUGGAGGACCAAGACGCAACAGGGAAGUGUAUACUCAUCUUCUCUUUUUAAUAUUGAGGAAGGAGAAACAAAUAUACAAUUAACGGAAACGACACUAACAGUUCUGUCAGGUGACAAGCAUAAAACAGAAUACAACUACCCACAAUCCAUAAUACAAACAAACCCCUAAUUAUAGGACCUUCAAUCAGAAGCAACGAGGAGCCGCUGCUUCCAAUUGAAGGUCAAGAACAAAACUGCACAUAGAAACAGAGUGACUAGAAUAAACAUAGAAAAUGCCCUAACAUAGAACAUAUACCCAAAACUCUAGACCACUCUAAUCAAACACCCCUUGUCUAUACACAUAGACUAACAAUCCCCGAAACAUAUAAACAAAAUACCCCCUGCCACGUCCUGACCAUACUAAACACUAACAAAUAACACCUUUACAGGUCAGAACGUGACAGUGUGUCACGAGUCUAACUCAGCCUACGCCGUAGUAACCCCCCCCCCAUUAGUCACAUCUUAUUAUAUUUUGCUCAGUCUAUGUCAGCACAGCACAAACCUGUUAUGUUUAGCAUUAAUGUAUUGCUAAGCUAUGCACCACAUCUAGUUUAAUAAAAUCCCAACAGCAGGUUACCUUCGCUUCCUUGGGUACAGGGACUGUGGUGGUCUGCUUGAAACAUGUAGGUAUUACAGACUUGGUCAGGGAGAGGUUGAAAAUGUCAGUGAAGACACUUGACAGUUGGUCCGUGCAUGCUUUGAGUAGAUGUCCUGGUAAUCCAUCUGGCCCAGCGACUUUGUGAGUGUUUUGUUCACAUCGGCUACGGAGAGUAUUAUCACACAGUCCUCCAGAACAGCUGGU
Molecule: messenger RNA, 4008 nt
Organism: Salmo salar (Atlantic salmon)
Lineage: Eukaryota; Metazoa; Chordata; Actinopteri; Salmoniformes; Salmonidae
Source: RefSeq, a predicted model, not a curated record